Paramuricea clavata is the source of this 6197-nucleotide messenger RNA. The record is from the annotation of a GenBank genome assembly. NCBI's taxonomy places the organism in Eukaryota, Metazoa, Cnidaria, Anthozoa, Malacalcyonacea, Plexauridae.
CCUCGUUCCCAGUAUUGGUGGCUACUUCAUGUAAUUUUGUUUUGGAAUUUUGGUCAUUUGAUUCUGGAACCUGGUGCAUCAAAGGAUUUAAAAUUUGAAAGGUAAAAAAUAUGUAAUGUUUCUUUACUUUUCAAGGUAUUAAUACAUCGUAAACAUGUGCAAAAUCUGUUUUUUUGAGGGACAGACAAAGCCUUCGAAACGUGCAGUUGGCAGUAUAACAGAGUACCACUGUACCAGAAAAUUAUGUCUUGAUGGGAAUGAUAAAAAACUUGUACGAGAGCCGUAUUAAAGUGAUAGACUAGGUCAACAAACUAUUCUAUCUGUCUUUAUUUGAAGGAUAUUUUGAUUUGUCAUUCACUUCUAUCAAUGGCUGCUACAAAGGGUCGAGCAUUGAUAAUUUUAGCUGAGGGUGCUGAGGAAAUGGAGGCUGUUAUAACAGCUGAUGUUCUACGACGUGGCAAGGUGGGUUUGGUGUAUAUGUGUAAAAGGCAGGCCUGGAGCUUAUAUUCCCCUAAGGGAAGAGAUGAAAUAUAUUUGGGUAUGUGGGAUAUAUUCCCAAAUGGAACGGGGGUGUUAUGUCACUUUAGCAGCAAUGGACCAAUAGUGGUACACCGACCUGGGCCUGACUGGAAAGUUUGGAAAUUGUGUGCCGGAGAUUUCGAAAAUUUAAUAGUAAAUAUAUAGAAAGCAUCAAAAUUGCACACCAGAUAUCCGCUGCACGAUACAAACUUUCCACACUUGGGACCUGGGCAAUCUACAUGACCUAUAGCUACCUUGCUUGAUAUUGCUUGACCAUAGCUACCUUGCUUGGUAUUGGCCUGAAUAUCCACCAUAUGGUAACUGUGCUUAUCCUGAUUUGUUAGGUUGAGACGGUGAUUGCCGGACUAUCUGGUGCAGAUCCUGUGCAAUGCAGCAGACAAGUUGUUCUUAAACCAGAUAUAAGUCUAGAUGAAGCUUGUAAGAAGGUAUCUUAGCUUAUUUGAUAAUGCUAACAGCAACUGGAAAAGAAGAGCUCUAAUUUAAAAAAGAUCAAUAAUUUAAGUUAGUGCAUGUUGAUUCCCAUACAUGAACAAAAUGAUAAAACAAAAAUAUUGGCUGAGUUUUAUUUAUUUAUUUAUUUAAUUAUUAACUUUACAAUCAUACAAAAAAUUAUAACAAUGAUUGAAGGUAUGGUCAACAGGACAUAAGUCCCAUUUUCAAGACCAUAUCUUGAUUGACUACAUAUGAUCUGGUGCAGGAUAGGACUUGGUAAAACCCCAUGUGUAUUUUGCAUGAGCAAUUGCUGUGGAUGGUAGCCGAGGAUUGCAAGGAAUAAUUAGUUGGCAAAAGUGUAAAUAAAACUGAGAGCUUGCUAUCCACCAACCAUAUUGCCCCACUUUGUUCACAUGCAUGAUAAUCCUGGAUACCUGGGGAAGUAUAUUGAUCCAAAAUUAAUUCAGUCCUAGGGCUGGAUAAAAUUAAUUCACCCCACUUUAAUUAAUUAUUUAUUCGUAUGAGAUGUCAUUUCAAAUCCUCCAUUUCGGACUGGACUAGACAGGGUGUUAGCCAGAAGUAAAAAAAAUCUGUGUUUACCUGAAAUUGGGAAAUUUAUUUUAGCCUGAAGCCGGGCAUUUCUUUGUGGGUCUGGGGGCAUGCGGUUACCCCCUCUCGAUUUUUAAAAUUUUUGUGUCUUUGAAAUGGCAUUUCCCGCAUUUUGGGAGUAAUUUUGAGCAAAUGUAGUUAUAAACAUGUUUUUAACCAUUUUUUGGCUGACCCAAAUUGGGAAAUUGUGACCUCCAGGUAUUAAUGGGAAAACCGUGUUUAACGUGGAAUUUUUGACUGUAGUUAACACCCUGCUAGAUUUCAAUUCCUUGCAUUUUGAUCCAGUCCUCGGCUUCACCUCAGACUUGAUCAAAUUGCGCUGACUUGAAAUCUAGUCCAGUCCUCAUAGUCGGUUUUGAAAUAUUAUACCACACCCCCGCAUUCUCCCCUUGUUACUACCAGCUAUAUUUGCAUUACUCUGCAUUUUGGUUAUUAUGCCUAAUCAUCCUGGGGGGGGGGGUAUAAAAAUUGCAUCAGAUUACUAGUCUGAACGGACUUGGACCCGACCCGAACUUCAAAUCUAACCCCGAUCUGAAGCAGAUUAGCAUCUAAUUUGACUUUUAUACCUGUAUCGGGUUUAGGGUCGGGUCUGGUCCGACUAGUGUUCCGGUCAGACUUUUAUAUUUUGCUCAUUGACACCUUCACUAUACCACAGACUGCAAAUUAAACAUCCAAUAGAAAACAAUCAGGUACUUCAUGUAAACUUUCAUUUGUUCACUAGGAACCAUUUGAUGCAGUGAUCUUACCAGGUGGUGGUGGUGGAGCCAAACGAUUAGCUCAGGUAUGUCAAUCGCAUCAUUCCAUGCACCCUCUACUAACCCUCUACUAUUAAGUAACCAAACACUAUCAACAUUAACCCACUUCUCUCUUGUAAAUAUAUCAUUUGUCUGCAGAUAUUCUUCUAUAAGCAUUGCUGCAUAUUCCAAUAAAUUACUUUUUUAUAGUCUGCUGAAGUGAAGAAGAUUUUGAAAGAACAAGAAAAACGAGAUGGCAUUAUUGCAGCAAUUUGUGCGGGUGGGUGGGUAUGAAAUUAUCUAAGAUUUGUAAUAUAAUUCUCACUGAUGCAAUUUAGUAUUAAUUACCUCUCUUUCAUAUGUAGACUACUGUAUAUAUGUAUGAACCAAACUUCAUUGUUGAAAUCUACCAGAACAUCAUUGAAAGAUCUGUCAGAAUUUACAUCAAGCAGCAAGCUAUAUAUGUAAUCAACCUCAUACCCAAGCUCUUUCCUCUUGGAGAGAAAAGACCCAGGGUCUUUUCUUCCCACGCCAAGAGGAAAGACCCUGGGUAUGAGAUUGGCUAUAUUGUAUAUUCUUGAGAUGAAAGACACAUUAUUUCAAAACCUACCGUUUUAACUUAAUAGCUGUGUAUUAAUUUACAACUGCCUGAAAAAAUAUAGGAGUCGACUUCAAGUUCUGCAAAAUAUAUUUUUCAGGUAGUUGCGUCUUUUUCAAUCCGCAGCUGUGUUAUCGCUCCUGCCGCCAUACACUGGCGCCAAGCCGCCAACCAUUUGAGAUUGUUUUAACUGUAUAAUGAUUCAUAGUGCAUGUCUUUAAUCCCAGCUUCUCUAUAAAUAUGUAAUACAGGUCCUACAGCACUUGUGGCUCAUGGAAUAGGAGUGGGCAAAAGUGUGACAUCUUACCCAUCAGUUAAAGACAAAUUCAAAGGUAUCCUGACAAAUUUAUAUUGAUGUCAAUUUUUAUUUCACUAUUGAAAACUAAUUUGAUACCGGUACCUAUAAAACUGUAUAAUUACAAAACUAAUGUAGGUGCCAAAAUGCAAAAUUGUGCAUGUGAACCCACUAUGGGUAUAUCCAAUUGAAACUGUUAACCUGGGGGUAUAUCUACAAAUCUAGAGCACUGUUUGUUUAAACCCAUUGAGUGGCAGCACUCUCCCCUUGACAGGUAAAAUCAUCUGGCAUUAGACAGAGUAAAAUAAUCUGGCAGGCACAUCAGAGCCCACAUUGCAACGAUAAGGACGAAAAGCUAAAGAAGAACGAAAUCCAUUACCAUACAUCUAUGGAAAGAGCAUCUUAAAAUGAGUAAAAUUGCAAAGUUUGGUUGCGAAUUGUUGUAAAAUGCGGAAAAUAUAGCCCUGUGUGAAGUUCGCAAAUUUUUGUAUAUAUUUGCAUUACGCGCGGGAAAAGUAACCAUUAUUGAGCCGAAAGUGGUUAUUUUUACCGCGCGUAAUACAAAUAUAUACAAAAUUUGCGAACUUCACAGGGCUAUAUUUUCUUCGUGUUACAACAUUUAGCAACCAAUUUCUUUGCAGUUUUACUCAUUCUAAGACGCUCUUUCGAGCUGUGGGUGUUGGAUUUCGUUCUUCUUAGUUCUUGCCUUAAGCCUGGUUCACACGAUGAAAUAAGCACAAGCAGCGGAACCUUUGAUAUAAGCAUAAACAUAAGAACAAAUGUUGCGUUCUUCUUAUGCUUACGUUUAUGCACAUCAAAGGUUCCGCUGCUUGUGCCUGUGCUUAUUUCAUCGUGUGAACCAGCUGGAAUCACCCAUUGGAAAACUAAAUUUUCACUCUGUUGCCUUUUGCCGACAUUGCCAGACUACAAGUACUUGGAAGAGCGAGUGGUACAAGAUGGUAAGCUCAUCACAAGUCGUGGUCCUGGGACAGCAUUCCAGUUUGCUAUAGAGAUUGUACGUGCUGUGCGAGGUAAUGAUGGUGUGGCUGAUGGGCUGGCUGCUCCCAUGUUGUUGGAGUGAAUGUUUGGACAUCUGCAGACGAAGCGUGCGGCGAUGCAGGUAAAAUAUUGUAGUGUCAUUGCAAGGUAUAGUAGUGCUGGUUUUGCAAACCUCAGAGGUGUGUCACAACAAUUGUAAAAUAUACUUUAUGAAAGUAUAUAAAAUAUAUAUAGUUACUAAUUGUUAAAGUAUGUAUAAAACCUAAUCUAAAACUAUUCAAAAUGGGGAAUUUUUAGUGUGCAAUUCUGCAAGUAUAUUAUCAUGCACUUUUGGUACUAGUAUAACAAAAUAUCAAAAAUAAUUUAUUCCAGUUAAUUUUUUGUCCAAUUAAAGCUCCGCCUCUAUUUGUCCAAUUUCAUGAAAUUUCUGGUAAAGAAAAAAAAUAUGAUAAAUUAAAGCUUUCGUUAUUCUGACCUGCAAGGCGCUUUGUACGGUUAGAAAUGUUAAUUUAGGGACUGUUCAUAUGAUCCCACUUACCGAGACGUCUUGCUUACCGAGACGAAAUAUUUCCAUGCGUUCAUAUGGAGUAUUUCGUCCCGCUUGCCGAGAUGAAAUUACAAUGUAGUUCCAUAAUUAGCGUAUGCAAAACUUCUACAUUUCAGUCAAGCAACACAAAUAGGGGUGCACCGGAUUUGGAAUUUUCAAAUCCGGCCGGAACCGGAUUUGGACAAAAAUUCCGGCCGGAAUUCCGGGCGGAUUUGAGAUAAACCGGUAAUGGGGACAAUUGGGGAUAAAUUAGUAUUCAAAAUGGCGGUUUAUGUUUUUUACUAUUUUUAGUUAGUGUCAGUUUAGAUUUUUGAUUGUGUUUAAACCUUUUUUAAAUAUCUUUUUAUUAAUAACUUAAUAUUUUAUAAUAAUAUAAACUGUUCUUUAAGCUUUAAAGCUGCCAAAUUGAUGGUUUAUCCCAUUCUGAUUCUGGGUGAAUUUUUUAAGGUGAAAACAGAAAUUUAAAUCCGGCCGGAUUUUCUCCAAAUCCGGCCGGAUGCCGGAAAAUUCGUUAAAUCCGGCCGGAUUUGAAAUCCGGUGCACCCCUAAACACAAAUACUUAGCGAUUUUAGUCUUUUUCUUCGUUUAUUUUAAUACUUGUUUAUAAAACAAACAUAAAACGAAGUAAAAAGUGUUAAAUUAAACGGUAAGACUUGUUUGACUUCAUCCAGGUAAGCGGGCUGGCGUAUUCAUAUGGAAAAAUUUUCAUCCCGCCUACCUAUGAUCUCGGCAAAUUCAAACGAGAUCUCGGCAAGCGGGCCAGCUCGCUUUCUCAUAUGAACACAAUGCAAUAUUUUGUAGGAAAAUAACUAGGCGGCGAGAUCAUCUGUAAGCGAGACGUCUCGGUAAGCGGGAUCAUAUGAACAGGCCCUUAUUACAGUAACUAAUAAUUUAAUAUAAAGGUUUGAGAAGAUUUUACCUUAAUAUUUCUGGCAGGUCCUCCGAGGCAGAAAUCGUAGUAUGACUGAAGCCAGUGAAUUCUUUAAAUUCAAUUGACUGAUUUUCUUUUUUAUGCUUCAAUGCUGCUUCGUGUAGCUACAAAAUUAAAGAAACGGUUGUGAGUUGAACUUUUUCAUUUUAUUUUUUUUAAAUUUUUUUUCUUUGUUCGCAUCAUGGUAUGUAAUGGUAUGAAUGUUGGCUUAGUUUUGGUACGUUCCUCGUCUCCAGAAAUUUAUUGACAUCAACCAUAAUAAGUAUUGAACAUCGUUUAUUAGGCUUUGAGUAUAGCUAUUAAAAUGUAGGAAACUCCUUAAUAAUCAUCAUAAAAAAUCAUCUUAAUCAUCGAGAACGCUCGUUUGCGCCUGUACGGGGCUAAGGAGUACUAUCUACAAGAUUCAUUGUAAGAAAGAUGAGAAUUAAAUCACCUUCUUUCCUGACAUAAAUUUAACUAUCUUGUCUCCAUGAUCAUGUAAGAUUAAUAUAUUAUACUUUAUGCUGGAAAUU